AACAAAGCGUACCAUGUUCUGGGCAAGCGGGUUUUAGCUGUCAAGGUAAUUCCUCUGGACAUCACGGUGGAAUUACAGAAGCAGAUCAUGUCAGAAUUAGAAAUUCUCUACAAGUGUGAUUCGCCGUAUAUCAUCACUUUCUUCAGUGCCUUUUUUGUAGAGAACAGGAUAUCCAUAUGCACAGAAUUUAUGGACGGUGGUUCUCUAGACGUGUACAAAAGAAUUCCAGAGCAUGUGCUGGGGAGGAUCGCAGUAGCAGUAGUCAAAGGGCUGACGUAUCUGUGGAGCCUGAAGAUACUUCACAGAGAUGUCAAGCCUUCCAAUAUGCUGGUGAACACCCGAGGACAAGUCAAGCUCUGUGACUUUGGUGUCAGCACACAGUUGGCGCUAGGCAUGUUCCCCUAUCCACAGAUUCAGAAAAACCAAGGAUCCCUAAUGCCUCUCCAGUUACUGCAAUGCAUCGUUGAUGAGGAUCCUCCAGUGUUUCCUGUGGGCCAGUUCAGUGAGAAGUUUGUUCACUUCAUCACUCAGUGCAUGCGACGGCAACCCAAAGAGAGGCCUGCCCCCAAUAACCUCAUGGAGCAUUCCUUCAUCACACAGUUUAACGACGGUAAUGCGGAGGUGGUGUCGAUGUGGGUGUGUCGGUGCCUGGAGGAGAGGCGAGCUCAGCAGGGUCUCUGACGUCCUCCUGCUAUCUCCCCACAAUGCACCAGGGCGUCUGAUCCCAAACCUUCAACACUUACAGAAGGCUUCAGGAUCACGUACGUCCAAAUGGACUGUACAAGUGACUCAUGGACUAAAAAUGACUAGCUGUUACAAACUUUCUGUGAGUAAUUCUCUAUUUAACAGCACUCAUGCGCUGGGACAAUGAGGAGCUUCUUUGACUCUUAUCUCUGCAUUUAAAAAAAGUGCAGCAUCUGCAGCUUUGCCCCCACCUUUUUUGGGAGUAAGACAGUCUGAUGGAUGGAGAAAACGGUUAGAUUUAAAGGAUCAGCGACAACCUUCAAAUGCAUGAGACUGCAAUAGGCCGGCAGAGUAAUGCCCUGAUUCUGGGAUGGUAUCUCAAAUGACCCUCUCGUGCUUUACUGUUGAGCCCUCUAGUGAAUGUUAAGGUUUCUGCCUGUGAGUAACGGCCCGUGUGUGUGCCUGGCUUCCCACUGGUGUCAUUUAUUACCUCAGAAAACUUAGGUUGUCACUAAAAUAGCAAAACGUAACCUGUUUUUAAUGCUUCCACUAGAAUGUUGGUAUCCAGUUAUUCCCUAAUCUUGUAAGGUCGGAGCAUUACGUGGACACAAAGUUCUGUCUCUGUCCUAAAGGGGGGUUAAGUGCACAACAAACCGGCACAAUCAAUGAGAUUUUAGCAGCUCUGAGGUGUUGGAAUGCAAUGAAAUGUUAACAUCCAUCUUUAAUUGGUUUUCAGGCUUACUAACCAAACAACUAAUUGUUCUCAUUUAUUAACAGGAACCAGGCUCUCUCUCUGUUUAGACACAUUUUGAUGUUCUUUUAUCUCUGUUUGCACAAACAAGCCUGACAUUGAAUGCCACUGAACAAACUACUUGAGAGUGAAUUGUGCUGAAGCAGUUUUCCACGUUUAUUCACCAGCUUUUAUAUUAUUAGAAUCCAUUAAGAAUAAGAGAAACUAUACACAAAAGCAGAAAAUGUAACAGACACCAUAUCUCUUCUUCUCCUCGCUGUAUAAACCAACACCUUUUGUUCAUUUAAAUUAUUGUUUCAUCCCGCUUUCUAACCAGUAAAUCCUUACUUUAGCAACAUAUGUCACGUGCUGAACAGAAAGUAUGCUAUUUUAUUGAAUUGCCAAAUGAGAUUAGUUAAUAUACUAUCAAGGGAAACGUUUAAUGGAGUGCACUUAACACCAAAGACCACUGAGGACCCAAAAGGUGAAAUAUACCUUGUGUUUCUUUAGUGACUUAAAGGUGGGGUAUGUAAUUUUGGAGAAACCAGCUUGAGUGCGCUAGAAUUUGAAAAUACACAGC
Molecule: messenger RNA, 1994 nt
Organism: Notothenia coriiceps (black rockcod)
Lineage: Eukaryota; Metazoa; Chordata; Actinopteri; Perciformes; Nototheniidae
Gene: map2k5
Product: mitogen-activated protein kinase kinase 5
Exons: 13
Biological process (GO): protein phosphorylation; MAPK cascade
Molecular function (GO): ATP binding; MAP kinase kinase activity
Source: RefSeq, a predicted model, not a curated record